Trichomonas vaginalis G3 is the source of this 552-nucleotide messenger RNA. RefSeq lists its product as uncharacterized. The annotation marks the transcript as partial. Lineage: Eukaryota; Parabasalia; Trichomonadida; Trichomonadidae. The record is from RefSeq and is a predicted model, not a curated record. The transcript has a single exon.
AUGAGAUAUUUAUAUCCCAAAAAAGUUGAAAAACAGGAGAAUAUUCCUCUUUAUGGUCCAGAGGACCUGGGCUCAGAGAGCCUUGAAACACCUCCUGAAUAUUUUGAAGAAAAAAUUAAACAAGAUGAAUAUUAUAACGAUGAGAUUGAGAAAUUGGAACAAUUAAGAAAUGAAAUAGAUGAAAGAAUUAGUGAAUUGAGAAAUGCUGAGAAUGAAGUAGAGGGUUUAAUGAAUAUCCCAGCUUCAGAAUCAGAAGUUCAAAAAUCACAUGAGGAAAGAUAUAAAAAUUACUUUUUGGAAUCUACUAAAAAUUUAUUAGAUGGUGAUAUUGACGAAACACUUUCAGAAGAAGGCACAAAAUUUAUUCAUAAACAUAAGCUUCAGUUUAUUGACGAUGGAGAUUAUCCAUGUAUAUUACUUUCACCUCCUCUUGAUUCUGAAAAAUUCAAAAAAGCACUGAAAAAUGUAACAUAUGCAACAAAUACGAUUAAGAAAGAAGACCAUGAUAUUUACACAAAUUAUUAUUUAAAUAAAUGUACAGGUGUUGAUAAA